GAUAAUCAAUGUAAUUUCUCAAUUUAAAAGAUACACCAACACUAGCGUGCUUUUUGGCACUCGAAUUCAUCUCCGAAGGUUUCCCGAUCGUUUGCAUCUGGGGAUUUCACAGUUCAUCUUGCACAAAAUCUGAGAACUCUGCAGAUAGGAGAGAGAGGAUGGCAGAUACACUCGCGGCUUUGAGGUCUUUAAUGGCUUCUCACUCUCCACCUCUCCAUGCUCUGAUCAUUCCAUCUGAAGAUUAUCAUCAGAGUGAAUAUGUGUCCGAGAGGGAUAAAAGGCGUGAAUUUGUUUCUGGGUUCACUGGAAGUGCUGGUUUGGCACUUAUAACAAUGAACGAUGCAUUGCUCUGGACCGAUGGAAGGUACUUCUUGCAGGCAUCACAGCAACUAAGCCACCAGUGGAAGCUCAUGCGCAUUGGAGAAGACCCUGCUGUGGAUAUCUGGAUUGCUGAUAAUCUACAAAAAGAUGCUGCUGUUGGUAUUGAUCCUUGGUGUGUAUCAGUAGACACAGCACAAAGAUGGGAGUAUGCUUUUGCCAAAAAGCAACAAAAGUUGGUUCAAACAUCCACAAACUUGGUUGAUGAAGUUUGGGAAGAUCGGCCUCCAGUUGAAAUUAAUCCUGUAAAGGUCCAUCCUUUAGAAUUUGCUGGUCGUUCUGUUGCAGAUAAGCUGAAUUAUCUUAGAGAAAGGCUGAAAGAGGAGGAAGUUCGGGCUAUUAUUAUCACAACACUUGAUGAGGUUGCGUGGUUGUAUAAUGUCCGUGGAAAUGAUGUUUCAUAUUGCCCAGUUGUUCACUCAUUUGCCAUAGUAACAUCUUUCUCAGCCUUCUUUUAUGUUGAUAAAAGAAAGUUAUCAUCUGAGGUAAACUCUUUUCUGGAGCAAAAUGGAAUUGUGAUACGGGACUAUGGGACAAUUAGCUCAGAUGUGGUCUCCCUUGCAUCUAAUCAGCUCACUCCUGGCUCUCUAGCUAAUGGAACUCUAUCUGAAGGACCAAUGGACAUGGAAACAGGAAAUGGUGCAAGUGAAGCAGAAGAGCAGACAUUCAACCUCAUCUGGGUUGACCCUGGCUCUUGCUGCUUUGCUUUAUACUCAAAACUGAAUCCUGAUCGGGUUCUCCUGAAGCAGUCACCUUUGCCGCUUGCAAAAGCUAUCAAGAACCCUGUUGAGUUGGAUGGGUUGAAAAAAGCACACAUUAGGGAUGGUGCAGCUGUUGUGCAGUAUCUUGUGUGGCUUGAUAAUCAGAUGCAAGAAUACUAUGGGGCUUCUGGUUAUUUCAUGGAGGUGGAGAGUAAGAACAAGAGAAAACAUCUGGAAACUAUGAAGCUGACUGAAGUUUCUGCAAGUGAUAAGCUAGAGGGAUUCCGUGCAUCAAAAGAGCAUUUUAAAGGGUUAAGUUUUCCUACUAUUUCAUCUGUUGGGCCCAAUGCUGCAAUUAUCCAUUAUGCUCCAGAUGCUAAAACAUGCUCAGAACUUGAUCCUGAUAGCAUCUACUUAUUUGAUUCAGGAGCCCAGUAUCUUGAUGGAACAACUGAUAUAACACGGACAGUUCAUUUUGGGAAACCUUCAGCUCAUGAGAAAGCAUGCUAUACUGCGGUUCUCAAGGGUCACAUUGCCUUGGGUAAUGCUUGCUUUCCGAAUGGAACCAAUGGAUAUGCUCUUGACAUUCUUGCACGAAUUCCUUUGUGGAAGGAUGGUCUUGAUUACCGACAUGGUACUGGUCAUGGAAUUGGGUCAUACUUAAAUGUACAUGAGGGACCUCAUUUAAUUAGUUUCAGGCCACAUGCUAGGAAUGUACCAUUACAAGCUUCAAUGACUGUGACAGAUGAACCUGGUUAUUAUGAGGAUGGGAACUUUGGGAUAAGACUAGAGAAUGUUCUUAUAGUCAAGGAGGCUGGUACGAGAUUCAAUUUUGGUGACAAAGGCUACUUGUCAUUCGAGCACAUAACAUGGGCCCCGUACCAGAAAAAACUGAUUGAUGCGAACCUUUUAACCCCUGAAGAAGUAGAUUGGGUGAACACCUACCAUUCUAAAUGUAGGGAAAUUCUGGCCUCAUAUUUGGAUGAUUCUGAAAUGGCAUGGCUGAAGAAGGCUACUGAACCGUUGACCGCCUGAGUGAUCUCUCGUCUGUCCUUUGGAUUUGGAGUUCAGAAUCAGCAAGCAACCUCUCUUUUUCCCUGAAUUAUGUGUAGUCGUGCAUAUGGAUUAGCUUGGGCAUCUUUGAAUAGUUCAUAUUGGGAUGCUUCUAGAGAUGACUUUUAUUUUCUCCCUUUAUUUACGCAGUUAAUUAUUGGAUGACUGAUAAGUGACAACGAAAAAGGUGGUACAAGUAUUAUGGUUUAUAAAUAAAGUGCUAAGACUUGCAUGACUGCAAUAUUGUGUGA
Diospyros lotus (date-plum) is the source of this 2383-nucleotide messenger RNA. RefSeq names its product aminopeptidase P1. Lineage: Eukaryota; Viridiplantae; Streptophyta; Magnoliopsida; Ericales; Ebenaceae. Bases 159 to 2114 code for a protein of 651 amino acids. The record is from RefSeq and is a predicted model, not a curated record. Gene Ontology annotation, molecular function: metalloaminopeptidase activity. The transcript has 16 exons.